This is a messenger RNA of Tachysurus fulvidraco (yellow catfish), 1283 nucleotides long. RefSeq names its product intraflagellar transport 22 homolog (Chlamydomonas) (gene ift22). NCBI's taxonomy places the organism in Eukaryota, Metazoa, Chordata, Actinopteri, Siluriformes, Bagridae. The record is from RefSeq and is a predicted model, not a curated record. The transcript is spliced from 5 exons. Gene Ontology annotation, cellular component: endomembrane system. The coding region runs from base 410 to 982 and encodes 190 amino acids. Gene Ontology annotation, molecular function: GTPase activity. Gene Ontology annotation, biological process: intracellular protein transport.
AAAUUCAGGUUUUCUGAGUUAAUCCUACACUUAAAGCUACACACACUUGUUUAUACGCGAACAGGCGGUUUAUGGCUAGCUAUUAAUCUCGAAUCUGCGAAUGCGAAAUAAAAGACUUAACAUUCAUCAUUGAGGCUCCGACUGCAGCGCCAUGACAACGAGAUGUUUACAUCAGAUCUUUAUGCGCUUCUGUAGCUGAUACCAGUGUGUCGUCUUAAAUCUUUAAAUAUAACACAAUAUUAAAAUGUAAUUAGAAUAGUAUGUCCGUUUGCUGUUAUUUAUUCAAGUAAACUCUUCCGCCGUUAAAGUUAGAGAGCAGUUUAUCUUGAAAUCAGCGUGUUAACUUCAUAGCUUAGCAUAGCAUAGCAAAGCUAGUUUGCUUGUUUUCCAGUUUAUUUACACUUAGAAAAUGUUAAAAGUUCUAAAAGUGAAAAUUCUUUUAAUUGGCCCUAGUGAGUGUGGGAAGACCGUGUUGGCCAAUUUUCUCUCUGAUACAGUGGAGACAAUCGUAACCGAUUACAGUCCUACACAGGGAGUCAGGAUAUUGGAGUUUGAAUCGCAAAACCUGGGAAGUCUUACCAAAGACAGUGCUUGUGAAGUGGAGCUGUGGGAUUGUGCUGGAGAUUUCAAGUUUGAAACAUGCUGGCCAGCUUUAAUGAAAGACUCCAACGGAGUGGUCAUUGUAUUUAACCCCGAUAUCCCAAGUCACCUAAAGGAAUUAGAGACAUGGCACUCGACGUUCAUCUCGUCUCAAAGCCUACAGGCAGGACAGUGUCUGCUCGUAGCACACCACAAGCCUGGUACUGGAGUAUAUACAUCACGCCCUCAGCUUGCUCCUCAGUUGAACAAGCUGCCUUUCAUUCAUUCCAACCUAGAGGAAGACCCUGAAGGGGUGCGUCAGGAGUUUGGCACGUAUCUAGGAAAUGUUGUGCAGAGCUUGUUGGAAAGUCGCGAUCGUGAGGAGAUGUCCAUUAUAGCAUGACCACCAUUUUUAUAUUCAUAUAUAAUUAUUAUUAUGUUUUGAGACUGUAUUAUAUACUAAUGACAUGUUGGUCUUUAUCAAAAGGGAAGAAUUUAUGCUGUUUCCAUCUAGUGAGAAAAGAACAGGACAAGGGCAACUCAAGUCCAUAUUCAAAUAAAAUAUGCGAAUAUACAUAACAGCCAUUAUGUAUCCCUUGUCUUCCUGUCCCUUUUCAUAUUGUAUGUUUGGACAGGUCGAUGGUAAUGCUAAUUUUGCUGGUACCUGUGACCAGUAACAAUAAAGGCUACAGAUCGAAGACCAA